CAUUGCGAGGGCUAGUCAGUUCCCCACCAGACGCCGUGAAGAGAAGUUCGGUCACACCCAACGCUUCUCUCCACUUCAAAACCAACAGAGAAAGAAAGAAAGAAAUCAUUUUCUUCUUCUUUGAUCAAUCAAACAACCACAUUACCUUAGAAAAGCCAACGUUUGGAAUUUUGUCACUUUGUGUAGUUAAUAUAGUCGGCGGAAUUCUACUACCACCAAUUCGUCUAGUGAUUUUGCAAAAAAGUGUGUUCAUCUUUUUUUGUGUGCAUUUUCAUCUCUCACUUGGUAUUUCUCCCCGAUUCAAAUUUGUGUGACCAGCAGCUUCUUCGUUGUGUGUUGUUUUUUGAAAAAGAAAAAUUAGAAAAGUGUGUGGCGUGGUUUCCACCCUUCUCUCAAUCUCCCCCGCCAUACCCUCAUUUCUCCUUGGCUGUCGGUUGUCUGGCAGCCAUUUGUAAGGCGGCUUUUUUCUCUCUCCUUUCCCAGAGAGUUGUAUACCCUAGGCCAUUGGAAGCCUAGCCUAGCCCAGCCCACGACUACACACACACACAAUGUCGGCUUUGUGUGCGUUUCCUCCAUUAAUUCCGGCUGGCGGAGGGGUAGGUGUUUACUCAGCCGGUUACAUGUCGGCUGACGUCAGCAGUUCCAGCAGCAGCAGCAGCAGUCAUGUUGGCCGUGGUGGAGUUGUUGGCUCAUUCGCUGCGUAUUCCAACGCCAUGGCGACAUCACAACAGUCGCGGGUCUCGGGUUCAGCAUCUAUUCCGGCUUACGGAAGCACUUUCGCUGCCUUUCAUCCUCAUCACCCGUCAGCAGUUGCUGCAACCACCGGAAACGGCGGUAAAUCGGUCAUGAAAAUGACUCAACCUGAAUCGGCCUGGUCGUCACGAACUUCUUCUUCGUCGUCGACCGCAACAACAACAACAGCAGAGCCUCCGGCUGCCAAACGUCGAUGCACGGAUAAAAUCCGUUCGUCGUCGACAGCCUGGUCCGAUCAGCACGCCCCUACGAUCUGGCAGUCGGCGACGACGUCGUCCAUUCCAGCCAGUGUUUGCCCGUCUGGUUGUACCAUGUGUCACUUGCAGAGGCAGCAGCAACAACAGCAAGUGCAACAACAACAACACCCCUCCUCGCAAUACCCUGGCGGCUUCCAUCACCAGGCCUACGACUCUAGACGGCCCUUGCAGGAGAAACACCAAAAUCGUGAAGAAUCUGCCCUGGUGGCCUCGACGGCCGCCAACAACAACAACCCGUCGUCCAACACCAUGGCGACUGGCCUAUCUCACCUGAAAUCUUCAAUGGGGAUGAAAUCGGUGGAUCAAUCAUCUAAUGGUGGUGUCUCGGUGCCUCAUCGGAUGCCAAACGUCAACCGGACCCUGUCGGUGGACCCGAAAAAGGAUUAUUCGGCGCCAUUGCAUGUGGAUUGUAGCGUCGAGUACGACUUGCCGAGGAUCGUCCGUCCACCACCCGGCGCCGAGCCGCUCCUGGUCUUCGCUCCGCCUCGUUCGUCUGCCGUUGCAUCGCUGGCCACGCCUUCGGGCUAUCAUCCGUCGACGUGGACCACCACCGCGACCAACUCGCGGCCCCUUCCGCCCCAGUGGAAUCAACAGCAGCAGCAGCAGGGGGCAGCCAGUCGUAUCAAAAGUGACAAGCCAUCCGCCGCAUCCGUCAAGUCUCAUCCGGCAGCCAUCCAACAACAGCAGCAGCAGCAACAACAGAAACUCAACUCUACGAUUUCAGGUGCCAUCCGGAAUAAUUCUACCACCACGGGCGGCGGAGGAGUUCCGUGCGGAUGCCCGUCUUGUUGUUUAACGGCUCGCCCCAGUCUUCCUCCUCCACCACCUUCCAAUGUUUAUGCGGGGCCAACGGGCGUGGGUGGCGGUGCGGGUUGGAUGAACCAACAUUGGAGUCCUCCGGCCGGCGCUACCGCCUCUUCCGCCGGAUUCAAUUACGCCCCACCACAGCAACAGCAGCAACAACAACAACAACCCACUUACCAGAUGGCCGCAUUUCACAAUAUCGAUCAGCAACCGCAACAACAACAGCCGCAGACUGUGAUCAAUAGGCGCCGGAAGCGUUCACCAGAGGCGAUUCCAUCGUCUGGCGGUGGUGGUGGUGGCUCGUCUGAUAAGAUGCAGCGGCUGUACUCGACGGCCCAAUGGAUGCCAAAUCCGUCGUCGAUUCAGGCCGCGGCCGAAGCGGCUUUCGUGGCGGCUGCAGCCGCCGCAGCGGCCGCCGCCAGCCACCGAUACGUCACGUCCUCGCCGGCAGCCUGGAUGCACGCAUCCGCUCAGCCUCUCAAGUUUCACUGCUAAAAGAAAGAAAAACAAGAAUCGCCAUUCCCAUCCCACUUUUUCUUUUUUUGUUCAUUCGCUAGGCGCGUCUCACCCACUUCCCGUUGCCAGACGUGGAAAAAUUUCGUCCAUCGUCGCAGUUUUUCUCUCUUUCACUCGGAAAAACAACAAAAACAAAAAAAAGAUUUUUUUUUUCAUAUAUCAAAGGCUGAUUACUGUGUUAGUUGGUUUCUCUUUCAAUGUGAUGCUUAUCCCUCGUUUCUUUUUUUGGAAAAAAAAAACAAAAAAAUUGCAAUCCAAACACAAACCUCAAUUCCGUUAAAACCCCGCCUCCUUCCUUUCAACCACAUACGGACCUGUUUCUUUUUUCUUUUAUCGCUCGAAUUCCCGCAUCAAUCGAUGGCUUUUGAAAUUUGUGUGUCCCGUCGUCAAUUCCAUCAGGAAACAAACUAAAAAGAAAAAUGUAGAAUCCAGCGUCAUCGAAAUUAAUAACCUCAUUGAAACAAACAACAAAAGAGAGAGAGAGAGAAAAGUUCCAUAUUUCUAUUUUCGGACUGUUGUUAUGGGAACCAUUGCAGAUUGGUGGAAAUAAUUCAUUUUCUUCUUUACAAUUCCGUUUUGACGCUGGAUUUUCAUUCAAAAAAAAAUUGUGAAACGACAAUUCUUUUCUUCCUUAUUUUCUCGUUUCCCCGUGUAUGUGUGUGUGACGAAACAACCGAAAAUCCCUUUCCGGCUUGUGCGUUUAUUAUACAAUGCGCCAGCCUCAUUUGUCAACAGAAAUGUGUCGGCAUAGGGAGAGGAAACCCACACACACAACCGAAAACGUGAGGAACUUGAAAAGGAACUUAAAUUUUUCUUUUUUCAAACUUUUAUAUCUCUGAUGUGCCUCCUCUAUACAUAAACUACAAUUUACCACAUAGGUCUAUAUACAUGCAUAUAUAUAUCUAUAUAUAUUUUCGAACUUUUCAAAGGGAAACCAAUUUUAGUCGUCGAGUUGUAAAGCAAACUAAAAUUCGGGAAAAAGAAGAAGAAAAAAAAACAAGAAUUUGACGCUCGAAGUAAAAAAAAAAAAAUUUUCUUCGUCACUGUUUUUCAUUUCCUUGUCGUCACCCCCUUCUCACCACACCCACACUUGUCUUUGAUCCAUAAAUAUUUAUGAGUAAAAACAAAAACAAAAAAAAUCAUCUAGGAAACAAACAAAAUGCGACUGGCCAAUUCGAUUUUUUGAGAGAAGAGAAAAACGCCAUGUCCAUGUUGUCUGUUUUCAGUGUUUUUUUUUCUUUAUUUUGUCGUGCGUGUUGAAGAUUUAAAAAAAAAGAAAAAAAAAUCGGAUCCUUUUGCUAGUCCUUUUGAAUUUACACCAUCCUCCCCUCUCCCUCACCUUUUGCGAGAAGGGGGGAGGUCAUUUUGCAUCCGUGUUAUUAUUAUUAUUAUUUUUCUCUUCUUCCCACUUGUGAUGUCAAGUUUUUUUCUUUCGCCUAAUUCAUUAUUUUUAUGGUUUCCCUUCAUUUCCCCCGAGCUCCCAUUUUUGUUGUUUUGUUCUCAGGGGUCGUGUUUGGUAUAUAUAUUUUCGGUCGUCUUUUUUUUUUUCAAAUGAAAACAAAUGCGAUUAAAUUAAUUCAUUUUUUUUUUGACGAAGACAGUCUUCCUGUUCGAUCAGUUGAACCACGCCCUCCUUUGUAAUUUCUUCCCCCCGUUUUUUCUUUUUUAAUUUAACGAUGUAAAAACAAAAAAAAUAGUGAAUGGGUUCAUCGAACGUGCGAGCAAAGUCACGUGACUAGUCGCAUUUUUGACGGGGGACUGUUGCUGUACACACGAAAAAAAAAAUUAUUCAAAAGAGAGAUGGGAGGAAUAUUUGUUUUU
Messenger RNA from Daphnia pulicaria, 4151 nucleotides. Its product is annotated as centrosomal and chromosomal factor-like. The coding region runs from base 549 to 2309 and encodes 586 amino acids. The transcript is spliced from 2 exons. The record is from RefSeq and is a predicted model, not a curated record. NCBI's taxonomy places the organism in Eukaryota, Metazoa, Arthropoda, Branchiopoda, Diplostraca, Daphniidae.